GACUGUGCGUGUUUUUCUCGAUACGUUGCCGUGCAAAUAGGAAGUAAUUUUCGACGGUGUACAAAAGUACACAUUUAUGAUUGGCGCAUAGUCUAAUCCCGUGUCCCCGCCGAGAAGUUCUAGCGCAAAACUAAAACGUAGCAUAACGUAGCAUGGCAGAAUCAAAGAAACCGACCGAAGACGGCUCGCGGGACAAAGAGUUGGACGAUCUGCUCGACAGUGCGCUAGAAGAUUUCAAUAAACAGAAGGAUGAACCAAAAAAACAGACCACUGAUAGUGCUGCGGGUGCACAGAGCGAGCAGCACGAAGAUCCACCAACGGAGCAACUUUGGAAUGAAGAAUUUAUGAAUCAACAAGCGAAAAUGUUUGAACAACAUAUGGCCGCGUUGUUCGGUGGGGGUGAGAAGGUGGACAGCGAUCAGAUAAUGCUCGGAUUCCAACGAAUCGCAGAAGCGGCCGGUAUGGCUGUCCGUGCGGAAGGUGCGCCUGAAGCGGAAGCAGCCCCGGCCAACACGCUGGAUCCAUCAAUUAGCCAAAGUAUUAGCGAUGCAUUGAAAGCGAUGAGCGAGGGUCGAGACAACCUGCAGACACCAUUCAGCCCGGAAGAUGUAGCCAACAUGUUCGGCAACAUCGAUCUAAACGCGACGGGUGAAAACAAUGCAUUUCUACCGUUCAUGCAAAACAUGAUGCAGAACUUGCUGUCGGCCGACGUGUUGUUGCCGAGUAUGCGGGAUCUGGUCGCUAAGUACCCGCCAUGGUUAGCGGAACAUGGAGCGACCCUAGCCAAGGAGGAUAAGGAACGGUACGAGAAGCAGCUAGAGCUGAUGAAGGAAGUAUGCGCAGAGCUGGAGAAGGAAAAGGCUGACGACAGUGCCGAGGUGAAACGCGACCGGUUUCAGAUCGUGCUGGAAAAGAUGCAAUCGAUGCAGGAUCUUGGACAACCGCCGACCGAUUUGGUCGGCGAUAUGGGGGGAAAUCUCAACCUGCCCACGAUCGAUCCAUCCUCAUUUAGUGAGCAAAACCCCUGCCCGAUCAGUUAACUCAUAAGAAACAACCGGGCGGGAUUAGUCUGUUGACCACUAACUGAGCGAACAAAUAUGGUGCCCCAGGCCCGUUGUCGGUGUAAUGGAUGGUGUUGGCUUGACACUGCAGGUGUAUUACCGGGUAUGCUGUGUUUUUUGGUAGCGCAUAGAGCUUUUGAUUGUUAGAUUUACAUUUGUCUCCCCCGGGGGGCCGAAUAAUAUUCCCGGUGAACCGUAUUUGGGUUGCUUAAUCUUUGUUAUUUCAUUAAAAAUAAAAACGCCGCGAGCGUUCCAUACA
Molecule: messenger RNA, 1320 nt
Organism: Anopheles moucheti
Lineage: Eukaryota; Metazoa; Arthropoda; Insecta; Diptera; Culicidae
Gene: Pex19
Product: peroxisomal biogenesis factor 19
Exons: 3
Coding region: 153-1040 (295 amino acids)
Biological process (GO): protein import into peroxisome membrane
Cellular component (GO): peroxisomal membrane; peroxisome
Source: RefSeq, a predicted model, not a curated record